Messenger RNA from Pogonomyrmex barbatus (red harvester ant), 684 nucleotides. It is a transcript of the gene mRpL21, whose product is annotated as mitochondrial ribosomal protein L21. NCBI's taxonomy places the organism in Eukaryota, Metazoa, Arthropoda, Insecta, Hymenoptera, Formicidae. Gene Ontology annotation, molecular function: RNA binding; structural constituent of ribosome. Gene Ontology annotation, biological process: translation. The record is from RefSeq and is a predicted model, not a curated record. Gene Ontology annotation, cellular component: ribosome; mitochondrial large ribosomal subunit.
GUAUGCCUUCGCUAGUCGCUGUAUUCAUCGAAAAUCGAUGGAGAGGGGGUAAAAGUUAGCUUUGCUUCGUAGCAUGAAAAAGCAGCUUCAGAAAUUUUUUUAAUUACGUAUUCUGCGAUCAUUUUUAUUUAUUAGCUGGUUUUUAAUAAGAAACGAAUUAUCACGCGAAAAGCCGAUUACUAAGAUUCAUUUUACUUGCAUUUAAACCGAGAAACUGCAAUUAAAUUUUUGAUCGUCUCUACGUGUGCAAUGGCGACUCUAUUCAGUUUUUCGAGACUGUUUAAUUACGCGGCGAGUAAUUAUCUGAGAAGAGUGACACCGGUCGCAAUUUGCAAGCAAUAUUAUCCUGCAUUAAGAUUAUGGGAGACACCAAUAGCAGAAUAUCGAACAGUUAAACCACCAUGGAUGAAGCCAAUUCCAAAUUAUCAAACAGAGGUACAGGAGUGGGAUGAAGAGAAAGAGAAAAUUUGCACUGACGUAACAAAUGAAAUUAAUGAUCAAAUUGCAAUGGAUAGGAUCGGACGAAUGUUUGCAAUCAUACAAGUAUGUGGAAAACAAUUCAAAGUGACAGAGCACGAUCUUAUAAUCAUUGAGGGAUUCUGGCCACCAAACAUUGGUGAUCAAUUGAAACUGGAGAAAGUCUUGUUGGUUGGCAGCAAAGACUUUACUCUUAUAGGCAGACCA